UCGUGAAAACUACGACAGAUAACUCGGGUUCUUUUGCAGUGAAGGAGGUAUUGGGUGGUGUAUGUUGGAGUACAAACUAGUGGAUGUCUCUAAGAAAAUGGUGGUCAGAAAAGAUCUAAUUAUGGUCCUGUUCAACUUUGCAGUUUCAUUUAAAUAUGCACUGACGGCCACAGACUGCCCUGGAGGACUGGUUCUUCUUGGAUCAGAAUACUCGAUAGUAGGUGACAGAAGAAACCACACAGGUUUUAUAUGGGUACGGCCCAAUGAUGACCGGAAUGUUGUCAUAUGCAGUGAGGACUGCGGUGGUAUUGGAGGCUAUAGUGCAACACUCAAUUCAACACACACUACACUUACUAUAGACAGUGUCGGGUUGUCAGACGCUGGUACUUGGAGGAUACAGGAUGCAGAUGUCGCUGAUGUCGUCUCUGUGGACGUGUGUCAAUUGACGGCAGCCGAUGUUCCACACUGUGGCAUCAGCAGUGACGAGGACACUGACUCCCUGGAACCUGGAGCACAGCUGACUUUAACAGUGGACAUCACAGGCUACUACUGUUCUCGGGAGGCGGGCUUUGAUCUGACUACUGGUGCUGUGACUGAAGCGUUGACCACGAAACACAACGUCAGUGCUGUAUCAAACUUGACCCUCAACACAACCUUCAGCGUAGAUAUUACCCGAUUAGGCGAUGUGUCGAUGGACUUCAUAUGUGACAGAAGUUGGACUCUUAGUUGUGACGAUGUUCAGAAGCUACUGAAAAGUCCACCACAGUGCAACAUCAGCAGCGACAUGGACACCAACGCCCUGGAACCUGGCACUAAUCUCACUCUGACAGCUGACAUCCGGAACUACUACUGUUCUCAACAAGCUGGAUUUACACUGACUACUGGUGCCGUUACAAAUAUACUCCUGGAGAACCAGACAAUGGACAAUAUCACUGACGUUGUCCUAGCCCAGCCCUUGACGGUCACGGCUGAUCACUUCGGAGACGUCACCGUCACAUUUAUGUGUGACAGCAUCACCAGACCUCUUAUCUGUGCUGGAGUUGAGAGGUUGAGUGAUGGUACAACGUCUACCUCCAACAGGCCGACGUCCACCUCCAACAGACCCACUGCUACUGAAGACACAGACACUCCAACUGAUGCUACUCUAGGCCUUGCUAUCGGACUGUCUCUGCUUGCCGUCUUACUUAUAAUUGCUGUCGUCCUCAUUGUCCGCUAUCGGCAUAGAAUAGGAGGAAGGACCACUCAAUUACAUAUUUCAAAAGUGACUGAAGACGGUUGAAAUGUUAAAACUAUUACGCAUUUUGAAAUGUUCCAUGUCAAAUAACUGAUUAAGAGAACUUACUCGUGAUUCAGUUUAAAACAAAUAGUUUCCACGUGUUUAAUAUAAGGACGGCUGGGAAGAUAAGGAAUAGUUCAACAUAAGGAAUGUGUGAGUGAUUGAAUAUGUUUUUACGACACUUUUAGCAAUAUUCCAGCCAUAUGUCAUUGCAUCCAUUGUGGGAAUCGAAAUGCACGAACGAGGCAUUGUAAUUGAGACCAGGAUGUGUUUUUUCAUAAACUAUCCCCGACUACACAGAUGAGCAUGUCAAGUAUGUGUCAAUCAUGUUUGUUUGAUAUUUCCUUUCUUAUUGUAGACAUAUAUGGCAUAAUAGGAGUCAAUGUUUACAACGUCUGAAGCUAAUUGACUGUAUUUUCCUCAUGUGCUUUGUUUAUAACAUAACCAUUAAUAACAUUCAAUUUCAAAUCAA
Haliotis rufescens (red abalone) is the source of this 1748-nucleotide messenger RNA. RefSeq lists its product as uncharacterized. The record is from RefSeq and is a predicted model, not a curated record. Bases 62 to 1279 code for a protein of 405 amino acids. The transcript has 6 exons. NCBI's taxonomy places the organism in Eukaryota, Metazoa, Mollusca, Gastropoda, Lepetellida, Haliotidae.